AUGAAUACGCCAAUGGUCCCUCCAGCACUGGGUGAUAUUGGCAUGAUCGAGCUGCUCGAAUGCGAUCCAAGGCCGACAUUCAUCCUUGACCUCGAGCGCACCCAGGAUCCCUCUGAUGAGUGUCUACACACAGUCUUCUCUAAUGCAUCCCUUCAGCGCCUUCCCCGCAUAUCAAAUCCGGUGCAAGUGAGCAGAGACCUUACGGCGGACGAUGAUGAGCUAGGGACAUACUCGCAGUUCAAGGAUUGGGCAACUAGCCUCCCCACGUAUGUCCACACAACGGACGACCUUCCACCUCCAUUCGAGUAUCAGAGUCUGUUGUGGACCGGCUCAACACUGAAGAAGAGAUGGCUCAUAAUUAGCGGUUCCGCAAUUGGUUUCAAAGACACUUCCGCCGGCUCGUUCCCAAGUCCUCCUGCUGGGUCGCAGAGGAAAGCUCACGGCAUGAGUACCGGUUCAAGGGGUCUCCCGGCAAGAAAAGAGAGUGGGAAGCUUCAGGCAGGCAUGCAUCCUACAUGGGUCGACGACCUGCCAAUAAGCGAACACGUUCAGUUUUUCAAGAGCACGGAUUGGUCGUCUACGGCACUGGGGCCUUUGGACACUUGGUCUGGCUGUCUUAGACAGAUGACGCGCCUCCUGAUGUCCGACUCCCGCGCUGCCUGCAUAUUUUGGGGCCCACAGCGGGCAGUGUUGUACAAUGAAGCAUACACCGCUGUGGCGAGUAGGAAGCAUCCGGGAUUGAUGGGCGCGACCUUGGAAACAGCUUGGGCCGAAAUCGCCAAGGAUCUCGAACCAGUCUUCCUUACCGCCGAGCGACUGGGACGCGCAACGUCUAUGGAGGACACCCCUUUCUGCCUCCAAAGACAUGGCUAUCUUGAGGAGACCUUUUUUUCCUACAAUUUAAUACCUGUUCGAGCCGAAGAUGGAAAGACCGAAGGGUUCUAUAAUGCCGCUUUUGAGACGACAAAGCAGAAUAUAUGGGAACGCAGGACAUCUACCCUCCUCUCCAUCGUUAGGGUCCCUGAUAUGGCUUCAUACUGGCGCGAAGUCUUGAAAGGAUUUGAACCCAACGAGCGCGAUAUACCAUUGGCCGUGAUCUAUUCUCUUGAGAGUGAUAUGCAUGACGAGGCGCCAACUCCGAUAAUACAUCUACAGGCGACUCUAGGUGUAGUGGAAGGCCAUCCACUGGCACUGAAGCGCGCGGACCUGAUCCAAGGUAGCGAGACGAUUCUACCACUUCUGAGGAAGACCUUCUCUGCCAACAGUCCAACGGUCUUCCAGCGAGAUGAUGGGAGCCUGCCCGGAUCAUUGCUCCAAGAGAUCGAGUGGCGAGGCUUUGGCGAACCGUCUAAUACUCUCGCUGUCCUACCUCUUACAGCUGGAGAAGAAAUUUUAGGGUUUCUGCUGAUGGGGCUGAAUCCACGAAGACCGUACGAUGAGGACUAUGCCGGAUUCGUACAGCUGCUGAAUCGGCAACUUUCAACGUCUCUGGCAUCGGCCGCGCUGAUGGAGCAGGCUAGACGCAAGCAGGCUGAGCUGUCCAAAGACUUGGCCGAGGGGGAAUCCCGGUUCAAAACUUUGACUGAGCUCAAUGCUGGGGGCCUAUUCCUCAUUAGCCCUCGUGGGGAAGUUCUGUACGCAAAUGAUACAUGUACGGCGUUCAUGGGUAUCAUCAUGGAAGAUGACCGUCCAUACGUGGAACAAGAAUGGUACAAUUUGAGCGAGCUAAGACUAAAGCGCACCUUUGAGGUGCGGCUCACACACAAGUGGCUCCACAAGGAAAGCGGCACGUGGAAGUACAAAUGGAUUCUGGCUUCCUGCGGCCACGACGAGAACGAAGAUGGAUCUCUCAAAAGCGUAAUGGGAAGUAUUACUGAUAUCAGUCUUCUGAAACAAGCCCAAGAAGACGCUUUAGAGCGCGCAACGCUUUCCGAAAAGCUCGCUCAGUCGCAAAAAGAUGCGAACGAGAUACAAGUACGUAGCAGGAUAGAGGCAGAAGAGGCGAGAAAGAGCAUGGAAAAGUUCAUGGACAUCACAAGCCAUGAGAUGCGUAAUCCCUUGAGCGCUAUCCUUCAGAGCGCGGAUGGAAUUGCCGCUUCACUUAUAGAAUUCCAAGCCUCAUCGAAGACGCCAAUUUUCUCGAACGAGCUUGUAGAAAGCAAUCUCGAGGCCAUCCAAAUUAUAAGCCUCUGCGCACAACACCAAGGACGGAUCAUCAAUGAUGUUUUGACGCUUUCGAAACUCGACUCGGCAAUGUUACUAGUAUCACCAACCCCAACACAGCCUCCAGUCGUUGUCAAAGGAGCAUUGAAGAUGUUCGAAGGGGAGCUUGUGUCCCAUGGCAUCGAGCUUGAAUUCUCUUUUGAGGAAUCGUACAAGCGCUUCGGGAUUGACUGGGUGAUGAUCGAUCCGUCUAGGGUAACGCAAAUCCUCGUCAACCUCUUGACUAACGCCAUCAAAUUUACGCGAUUGCGAGAGAAGCGCGAGAUAAAGGUGUCAAUUGGAGGGUCAGUGGAGAAGCCUCCUAUCAUUGAACAAGUCAAAUUCGAGUGGUUUCCAUCCAGAGGUAUUGGUUCGAAGAAAGACUUGACACUCGAUCGUGAAUGGGGCGAGAAUAAGCCCGUCUUUGUUUACUUCGCUGUAGAAGACACAGGCCAAGGCUUGAGCAGCGAAGAGAAAACCCGGCUGUUCCAUCGUUUCGCGCAAGCGAACCCACGCACUCACGUGAAGUACGGAGGUUCGGGACUCGGUCUUUUUAUUUCGCGCGAGCUUACAGAACUGCAUGGUGGCGAAAUUGGUCUUUACUCUGAGGCCGGAAAGGGUAGCACCUUUGCAUUCUACGUCAAAGGAAGAAGAGCAUCACCACCAGCCGAGAAAGCGAUGCAGCAGCUUGAGACCCAGUCUGCAGACUGUCGAACAGCUUCGCCGAUCAAAGCUCAAAGAUCGCAGACAAACGUGCCAACUAAGCUAGCAAGUCUGUCUAUAACACAGAGUAGCCAGAGCAAGGGAGAGUCGGAGAGUUUUCAAGUCUUGCUUGUCGAGGAUAAUCUGGUCAACCGUGGGUGUUUUCAAACCUUUCAAGCCAUUGGCACUGACUUUGGAUUAGAGAAAGUUCUUUGUAAACAGCUACAGAAAGUGGGAUGUACCGUGCACGUCGCGAACCAUGGGCAAGAAGCACUAGACUUCAUGCAAAGUUCCAAUCUGUGGACAAAUAACCCUGGUGGCAAAGCUGUUGAUGUUGUCCUCAUGGAUCUUGAGAUGCCAGUAAUGGACGGACUUACGUGCGCCCGACGUAUCAGGGAGUUGGAGGGCAAGGGUACCUUGAUCAGACACGUCCCGCUCAUUGCCGUGACGGCCAAUGCACGUAAGGAGCAGAUCGAGACUUCACUGGGUGCGGGAAUGGACGAUGUUAUGCCGAAGCCUUUCCGAGUAUCGGAGCUGCUUACCAAGAUGAAAGCGCUAAAGCUGCCGGAAUAA
Letharia lupina is the source of this 3477-nucleotide messenger RNA. RefSeq lists its product as uncharacterized. The coding region runs from base 1 to 3477 and encodes 1158 amino acids. Gene Ontology annotation, biological process: phosphorylation; phosphorelay signal transduction system. The record is from RefSeq and is a predicted model, not a curated record. The transcript has 9 exons. NCBI's taxonomy places the organism in Eukaryota, Fungi, Ascomycota, Lecanoromycetes, Lecanorales, Parmeliaceae. Gene Ontology annotation, molecular function: phosphorelay sensor kinase activity.